Molecule: messenger RNA, 1752 nt
Organism: Carassius carassius (crucian carp)
Lineage: Eukaryota; Metazoa; Chordata; Actinopteri; Cypriniformes; Cyprinidae
Product: asialoglycoprotein receptor 1-like
Exons: 10
Coding region: 494-1612 (372 amino acids)
Molecular function (GO): signaling receptor activity
Source: RefSeq, a predicted model, not a curated record
ACGCAUACAAUGGGGUUCAGUAAGGUCACACUGUAAAUCUGAUAUUCAAAGUCCAAUUUUGAUAUUAAAAUAAAAUUUUAGGGUUUUGAAAAGUUUAAAAGAUUUAUGAAAAAAUGCACUAUGCACUAUUCUUAUGAUAAUCAAAUACAGAUUUGUAUCUGAACAUUUAUGAUUAUGUACUGUAUAACUGCACACAGCAUGUAUUUAAAAAAACAGGGAGCUUAUUGGCACAGUGGUAAACCAGAAAAAAAAAGGCAAUUCAUGACCAAAAAGUUGCCAAUCCCUGGCCUACAGUGAAGAAAUGACAUAACAGUCAUAAGACUUAAGUCAUAUGAGGUGAAAAAAAAGGUUUUUAGUGUGUCUCAAUAACAGUCCUCCCAUUAUAAAGUAGUCAUGUUCCUUUAAACAUUCCGGUCAACUUUAUAAGGAACUAAAAUCUGCAGAAUCCCAACAACAAGCAGCUACUCAUAUUGCUCUCUUCUGUCUCAGAAAAAUGGAUUACACUGAAGAAUACAGUAAACUGGAGAUGGAAUGUGAACCAAGGAAAUCAUUUCAGAGAGGUCUUCUAUACAGGAGACAAACUGGCAUCUUUGUGCUUAUGGGAACAGUCUGCAUGAUUAUUUUCAUGGUCUUGACUUCUGUCAUCUAUUCCCAUCAAGAACGAAAGUUCUCAAUGCUGGAGAGCUGGAUGAAGAGCCAUACUUCUGAUCUAACCUCAGUCAAAUCUGAUUUUCAGAACACAGGAGGUGAUCUAGAAAAGAAGGUUGCUGAGCUGCAGAACUUAGUGUUCAGCCUGAGUUCAUAUUUGAACACGUCUGGAUCAAGUAACCCAGAGACCAGAGAAAUGCAAAUAAAGAAGCUGUCUAAUAUUGAGACCCUGAUGAGCGAUCUCGGCUCGUCACUGAGUUCACUCGCAUCCAAACAAGAAGAAAAUUUACAAAAGCUGGAGCGUCAGCAGGAAACGUCACACACUGAAGUCAAGAGUUUGAUGGACGGUUUGAGUUCAGCAGUAUCGACUCUUAGGAGUAAACUAACAGAGGACAGUCAGAGGACAUCUAUUGUUUCUCUACAGCCUUUUCUACAAACAUUACGGAUAUUGAUGGGCAUGUCAAGCUCACUUUCAGACCUGAAGCAUUCAGUGGAGUUAAUGAGAUCAUCUCUUCAAACUCUUUCUUAUAAACUAUCAUUUACACACUUACUUAAAUCAGGCUGUACUGAACCUGAUUGGAUCCCAUUCAGAAACAGUUGUUACCUGUUCUCCCAGGAUGUAAUGAACUGGACUAAUGCAAAGGAUUACUGUGAAGAGAAGGGUGCCUUACUCCUAAAAAUAGAAGAUGGCUCUGAGAAGGAGUGGCAAUUUGUUAGCAAUUUCGCCAAACCACAUGACUACUGGAUUGGUCUAACGGAUCAGAACACAGGCCAGUGGAGAUGGACGGAUGACACUCCUUACAUCAUGAAUAAAGAACACUGGAGAACUGGGCAGCCAGAUGAAUGGACCGAACACGGCCUGGGGGAAGGAGGAGAGGACUGUGGGCAGAUUGCAUAUGAUGGUAUGCUUAAUGAUGCCCACUGCUCUACCAAAAUGAAGUAUAUAUGUGAAAUGCAAAACUGAAUAAAUACAAUUCUGAAAGCACAUUGUAAAUAGGCUUGGUUUAGACUGUAUUGAGUUUUUGUGUGUAUGAAUUGUGUAAAUUACAAAUCACAUUAAUGAUGUGUUUAUCAGUGUUGCGAUGUAGUUACUAAUAUGACUAA